This is a messenger RNA of Schistosoma rodhaini, 1377 nucleotides long. The record is from the annotation of a GenBank genome assembly. NCBI's taxonomy places the organism in Eukaryota, Metazoa, Platyhelminthes, Trematoda, Strigeidida, Schistosomatidae.
AUGUCUGCAGUCAAGUUUACAAUAUCUAGUGAUGACCAAGACGGUGUUCCAUGCCCAGAUUCUAUUCCAUUGACAGUUGACGAAAUAACAAAAAGUAUAGUCGGUCAUCUUAAAACUCAGUGCUCCAAAAUUCUCUCUGGAUGCUGGUCUGAUACAAAUAAUUUCUGUAUUGAGCUAUCUAAGAGUUGUGGAUUAAGUAAUUAUUUAUAUAUUGGAUAUUUAAAUAAUGAUAUUAUUCCUAUGGAAAAUGAACCACGUAAAGUACUUAUUCGUGUAUAUGGUGAAGUAUUAAGAAGUUGUACAGAUUCAAUUAUUUCUGAUUCAGUUAAUUUUGCAUUACUUUCGGAAAAAAGAAUUGGACCUAAACUUCAUGGUGUAUUUCCUGGUGGACGAAUUGAAGAAUAUAUUGAGUCCAGACCUUUAACUACACAGGAACUUCCAUUAAUUAUUGAAGUAGCAGCACGGCAUAUGGCUUCUUUUCAUAAAUUAUCCAUGCCAUUUUCAAAAACCCCAUCAUUCAUAAUAAGAAUGUUUGAUAAAUAUCUUAGUCAGUUGACAAGCACGCCUGAACAUUUACAUCGUCCAUCUCCAAAUUUUUCUUCAAAUACUUUAUCUAAAUUACAAUCAAAAGGUUUCUCUUUUGCAAAUGAUGGACAUAUAUUGACGGAACCAUCUUAUGAAGAAGCUAGAAAUAUGGUAUAUGAAUUAUCUCUCAUAGAGGAAUAUAAUUGGAUAAAAGAAAAAUUUGAAGUUCAUUAUGCUGAAGUAUUCCCGAUUGUAUUUUGCCAUAAUGAUUUCCAAGAAAAUAACCUACUUCUUUUAAAUGAUCCAGAAGUUGAAAAGUUCUAUCGUAUUCUACCAAUCGACUUUGAAUACUCUGGUUAUAAUUAUCGUGCUUUUGAUAUUGGGAAUCAUUUUAAUGAAUGGUGUUAUGAUUACACAAACCCUAAUCGACCAAAUUAUUUUCACAACAUUGAAAAUUACCCAGAUCGUUCAAAACAAAAACUAUUUUGGAAAUCAUAUCUAAUUGAAGCCAAUUCAAUUGUAGAAAAUGAUCAUUUUAAUAAAAGAAAUGGUAAUUUCAAUUUUGUUGAUCAUUAUGACAAUAAUAAUACUAAUACUGCUACUACUACUACUAAUAAUAAUAAUCAAACUGUAGUUGGAUUUUCUAAUCACCUCCAUAAUGAGGAAUAUGAUGAUGAAAUUUUAUGGAUUGAAACAAUUUAUGGUUCAUUAUUAUCACAUUUAUUUUGGUCUGCAUGGUCACUUGUUCAAAGUCAAUUAUCAAGUAUUCAAUUUGAUUUUAUGGAUUAUGCUAAAGUUCGUAUGCAACAUUAUCGUCUUAUGAAAUCUUGGUUACCUCGGGAACAUUUAUGA